Messenger RNA from Glycine soja, 345 nucleotides. RefSeq names its product WAT1-related protein At3g28050-like. The transcript has 2 exons. Bases 45 to 305 code for a protein of 86 amino acids. Gene Ontology annotation, molecular function: transmembrane transporter activity. NCBI's taxonomy places the organism in Eukaryota, Viridiplantae, Streptophyta, Magnoliopsida, Fabales, Fabaceae. The record is from RefSeq and is a predicted model, not a curated record. Gene Ontology annotation, cellular component: plasma membrane.
CAAUUUUCGGUGUAUCCCUUUGAAGUAUUGUUCAUAUAUGGGUCAUGAGCAAGAAGGGCCCUCUCUAUGUUGCAAUGUUUAAGCCAAUUGGAAUCAUCUUUGCGGUCAUCAUGGGAAUUGCCUUUCUUGGUGACUCUAUCUAUCUUGGAAGUGUGCUUGGAGCAGCCAUAGUGGUUAUUGGUUUUUAUGUUGUUAUUUGGGGGAAAAGCCAAGAGCAAGCAAAGGAAGAGUGUGAAGUCUAUGAUGACUCGGAAUCAUACUCACCCGUUGUCCCUCUUUUGAAGAACAAGAGAAUGGAGGAAUAGAAUCAUAUCAAUCAUUUAAUUUCUCUAGCUUCAAUAUAAA